CUCCCGGAAGUGCCCAAUCCCGUCAUUCCCUGCGCACCGCUGCUGGUCGUCAAGGAAACGAAGGCAGCCAAUCCACGCAGCGAUUCACGCGCUGUGGACUCGCUGCAUCCCAGGUCACGGGGUGUACUCAGGAGGACUCCUGGGCGGCGACAGCGAUGCUGAAGGCCAAGAUCCUCUUCGUGGGUCCCUGCGAGAGUGGAAAAACUGUUCUGGCCAACUUCCUGACGGAAUCUUCCAACAUCACCGAAUACAACCCAACCCAAGGAGUGAGGAUCCUGGAAUUUGAGAACCCAAAUGUCACCAGCAAUGACAAGGGCACAGGGUGUGAGUUUGAGCUCUGGGACUGUGGCGGCAAUGCUAAAUUUGAGUCCUGUUGGCCGGCCCUGAUGAAGGACGCCCAUGGAGUGGUGAUUGUCUUCAAUGCCGACAUCCCAAGCCACCUGAAGGAAAUCGAAACGUGGUAUUCCUGUUUUGUCCAGCAGCAGUUCUUACAGGAUUCCCAGUGCCUGCUGAUUGCACAUCACAAACCAGGCUCUGGAGGUGACAUGGGGAGCCUGUCUUUGUCACCACCAUUGAACAAGCUGAAGCUGGUGCACUCGAAUCUUGAGGAUGAGCCUGAAGAGAUCCGGAUGGAAUUCAUGAAAUAUUUGAAAAAUAUCAUCAGUUCCAUGUCUGAGAGCAGAGACAGGGAGGAGAUGUCAAUCAUCACCUAACAGCCUUCCCGGGGAUGUCCACCUCUCCAUGCACUCAGCUGCUUCCCAGCACAGAACUGAAAUUGCAUCCAACUACUCAUGUUCUCCUCCCAGUGUGGCAACAGAAGAAAUUGUCCUUUUCUCCUGGAAGGUAGCAGUCGGCCAGGAGUUGACUUAUACUAUCCUUAGUUCAAGUGGGAAAAUCCUUUCACUGGGUUCUGAUUCCCUGGGCCCAGGCCUUCCCAAAGAUCUGGAAAAUUGAGGGAUCCCCUCCCUUUCACAUAUGUCAAAUUAUUAAAAUUGUGGAAUUGUAGCUCUCAUAGCCCAAAGAUAGAACAGCAGUUUAAUCCAAGUGUAUUGGUUUGGAUAUGAUUUUUAUUCCUUGAUUCAGUCAACAAAUUCCAACUACUAUGAGCAUCUACUAUGAUGUGUGAGGCACUAUGCUAGCUGUGGACUGUAUACAACUUGGUGAAACCAACAAAACCUUUGCCCCCAUAGAGCCUCCAUUCUGUUUUUCUAAAUAAUAGUGAGGUAGAGCCAGAAACUUGAGUAAUGUACUAUGUUUUAGUUAGGUUAAAAAAAAGAAAGAAAAAAAAAAGAAACAGCUAAGCAGCAGUUGGCUCAUGCCUGUAAUCCCCACACUCUGAGAGACUGAGGCAGGAGGAUUGCAAGUUUGAGCCCAGCCUGAGCAACUUAGCAAGACCCUGACUUAAAAAAUAAAAAAAGGCUGGUGAUGUAGCUCAGUGUAAAGCCCCUGUGUUCAAUUCCCAGUUUGACAACAACAACAAAGUAGUCCUCAUUUUCUGUAACUGGUGUAAAUCGCACAUGCUCCCAUCCCCCACAUCUUGAAGGGACCUGAGAUCCUCACAUAUUUUGUAUUUGAGGAUUGGCCUGCUUGUUAAAAUGUAUUGGUCUUCGCCAGAUCCGUACUUGUGAUGCUUUGUCAGUUGUUUGUAGAUACACACAGAGUGGCCUAAAAUUUCAAUCCCCACAACCCCUGUGUUCCCAGCUGAUGCCAGUACAGGGUUGCUCUGCUCUCUCGUUUCAGCUGUCACAAAGCAGUGGUCUACUUCUCAUGUCUACUUUGUGCCACGUUUCUCAGCAUUUUGUUAGUGAUUUUACUGUGAAGUGGCCCCAAGCAUCAGGCCAAGGUGCUGGCUAACCGACCUGAGUACCAGAGGGCUGUGCACAGGGCUCCUCGGGGACAGAAUAUUCAGUCAGAUCAGCUUCACCCGAGCAGGAGUUACCGUGCUGCUGGCCAUGAAUUUGGGGAUUAUGACCCAACAGUUUAUUUGAAAUAAAGCAUAUUUGAAAAGAAACACAUGAAACGGGUUACGUAACAAUCAGUUGAUGAAAAUAUUGUGACAGAGGCUGGCAGGAACUUAGCCCUAUAUUUCCUCUGAAAGCAAUGCUCAGUAUUACUAAUUCAUCGUUCUUGGUGACUUUAUAGAACACAGCUACUGUGAAUAACAAGAAUCAGCUUAUUUCAAGGCUUCCCUCACAGUUCUGGAGGCUGGAAGUCCAAAAUCACUAUUACCAGAUCCAAAUAAGAUGCCACUGGGACCACACUCCCUCUGGAGGCUCCACGAGAGACUGUUUCUUGCCCCUUCCACCUUCUGGGGGCUCCUGUCAUUUCCUUGGUUUGUGGUUGAAUCACUGCAGCAUCUCAAGUUUCUUUCCGUUCUGUCCCCAUGUCACCUUCCCAUGUCUAUGUCUGUCUCAAAUCUCCCUCUGUCUCUCUUUCUAUUACAGCACCUUUGUAGUUGCGUUUGGGCUUCACACAGAUAAUCUCCUUGUUUAAAGACUCCUAACAAUCACAUCUGCAAAGAGCCUUCCAAAUAAAGUAACAGUAACAGGUUCUAGGGAUUAGGACAUGAUCUCUUUAGGGGCCAUUAUCCACCUACCACAAAUGCCAUUCACUGAGGCCUUAAUAAAGGAGAAAGCCUAUGUUUUAGGGAGAAGGUAACAAAUGACUUGUUAUCUUGCUUGUUAUCUUGCUGUGUGACACUCACAUAGAUAACAAAUGACUUGUUCAGGAUGACCCAGCAAAUUAGAGGAGAGGACAAGACUGGAGCUCUGCUAUUUCCAAAAUCUAACUGGGCAAUUCCACCCGUGAACAUGGCUAAAAGUCACCUCUGUUAUGGUUUAACUUGAGAAUAUCCUGCCAAAGCCUGCUGUGUUCAAAAGUGGGGCUUUUGAAGGUGGAUGGUGGUGCUAUAGCUGACUUGCUGCUAGGAGGUGGAGCCUGGUUGGAGAUGGACCCUGAGGGCAUGGCCUGGAAGGGUGUAUCCAUCCAGACCCUUGCACCAUAUUGUUUCUGCCUUGGAGCCUGAUAACUGGACUGAAAGCCUGAGCCAAAAUAAACCUCUCCUCCUUUAA
This is a messenger RNA of Heterocephalus glaber (naked mole-rat), 3071 nucleotides long. It is a transcript of the gene Ift22, whose product is annotated as intraflagellar transport 22. The record is from RefSeq and is a predicted model, not a curated record. Lineage: Eukaryota; Metazoa; Chordata; Mammalia; Rodentia; Bathyergidae.